GUUUAUCACGUGCCCGGAUGUGGGAAGUGGUGGCUGCACCGCUUCCCGUUCACUGCUCCACCGAGGGGCGCGUCUUAGGAGCGGCGGCCGCCCCGCCCCGUCGCCUUUCGGUUUGGGAGGAUCCGCCUGGGCACCGCCGGGUCGGCCCGGCCUCGCGCUGAGUAAAGAUGACAGCAAUCAAGCAUGCGUUACAAAGAGACAUUUUUACACCAAAUGAUGAACGCCUACUGAGUAUUGUCAAUGUCUGCAAAGCAGGAAAAAAGAAAAAGAACUGUUUUUUGUGUGCCACAGUGACAACUGAACGCCCUGUGCAGGUGAAGGUGGUCAAAGUCAAGAAAUCUGAUAAAGGAGAUUUCUACAAAAGGCAGAUUGCUUGGGCCCUUCGAGACCUUGCUGUGGUAGAUGCCAAAGAUGCUAUUAAAGAAAAUCCUGAAUUUGAUUUACAUUUUGAAAAAAUAUAUAAAUGGGUUGCCAGCAGCACUGCUGAAAAGAAUGCAUUUAUUUCAUGCAUUUGGAAAUUGAAUCAACGCUAUCUCCGGAAGAAAAUUGAUUUUGUCAAUGUCAGUUCACAGCUUUUGGAAGAACUGCCUAAAGUUACAGAAGAAUCUGUUCCAAGUGGAGAAAACCAGAGUGUGACAGGAGGUGAUGAAGAAGCAGUAGAUGAAUACCAAGAGUUAAAUGCAAGAGAAGAGCAGGAUAUUGAAAUAAUAAUGGAAGGCUGUGAAUAUGCAAUUUCUAAUGCUGAGGCCUUUGCUGAAAGGUUGUCCAGAGAGCUGCAGGUGCUAGAUGGGGCUAACAUCCAGUCAAUCAUGGCCUCUGAAAAACAAGUGAACAUCCUGAUGAAGCUGUUGGAUGAGGCUCUACAGGAGGUAGAUCAGAUUGAAUUUAAACUCAGCAGUUAUGAGGAAAUGCUCCAAAGUGUGAAAGAACAAAUGGACCAGAUCUCUGAAAGCAACCACCUAAUUCACCUUAGUAACACUAAUAAUGUAAAACUCCUGUCUGAGAUAGAGUUCCUUGUGAACCACAUGGACUUGGCCAAAGGUCAUAUAAAGGCCCUUCAGGAAGGAGAUCUUGCUUCUUCUAGAGGCAUUGAGGCCUGCACCAAUGCCGCCGAUGCCCUUCUGCAGUGCAUGAAUGUAGCUCUUCGACCAGGCCAUGACAUGCUCCUGGCAGUCAAACAGCAACAGCAGCGCUUCAGUGAUUUGCGGGAGCAUUUUGCCCGGAGACUGGCCAGUCACCUCAACAAUGUUUUCGUUCAACAGGGUCACGAUCAGAGUUCAACUCUUGCUCAACACUCUAUUGAACUGACUUUACCCAAUCAUCAUCCAUUUCAUAGAGACUUGCUCCGAUAUGCCAAGCUGAUGGAGUGGCUGAAGAGUACAGAUUACGGAAAAUAUGAGGGACUGACAAAGAAUUACAUGGAUUAUUUAUCACGACUGUAUGAGAGAGAAAUUAAAGAUUUCUUUGAAGUUGCAAAGAUCAAGAUGACUGGCACAACUAAAGAAAGCAAGAAGUUUGCUACACUUCCUCGAAAAGAAAGUGCUGUCAAACAGGAAACAGAGAGUCUUCAUGGAAGUUCUGGGAAAUUAACUGGAUCUACUUCUAGUCUAAAUAAACUCAGUGUUCAGAGUUCAGGGAAUCGCAGAUCUCAGUCAUCUUCCUUGUUGGAUAUGGGAAACAUGUCUACUUCUGAUCUCGAUGUUGCGGAUAGAACCAAAUUUGAUAAGAUCUUUGAACAGGUACUCAGUGAACUGGAGCCCCUGUGUCUAGCAGAACAGGACUUCAUAAGUAAAUUUUUCAAACUACAGCAACAUCAAAGUAUGCCUGGAACUGUGACUGAAGCAGAUGACCUCGAUGGAGGAACGUCAUCAAGGCAACAUAAUUCUGGCACACCAUUGCCCGUUUCAUCUGAGAAAGAUAUGAUCCGCCAAAUGAUGACUAAAAUAUUUCGCUGCAUUGAGCCAGAACUGAAUAACCUAAUUGCAUUAGGCGACAAAAUUGAUAGCUUUAACUCCCUUUACAUGCUAGUGAAAAUGAGUCAUCAUGUGUGGACUGCACAAAAUGUGGACCCUGCUUCUUUUCUGAGCACUACAUUGGGAAAUGUUUUGGUGACUGUCAAAAGGAACUUUGACAAAUGCAUUAGUAACCAAAUAAGGCAAAUGGAAGAAGUAAAGAUCUCAAAGAAGAGUAAAGUAGGAAUUCUUCCAUUUGUUGCUGAAUUUGAAGAAUUUGCUGGGCUUGCAGAAUCAAUCUUCAAAAAUGCUGAGCGUCGUGGAGAUCUAGAUAAAGCAUAUACGAAACUUAUCAGAGGAGUGUUUGUUAACGUGGAGAAAGUAGCUAAUGAAAGCCAGAAGACCCCCAGAGAUGUAGUUAUGAUGGAAAACUUUCACCAUAUUUUUGCAACACUUUCUCGUUUGAAAAUCUCAUGUCUAGAAGCUGAGAAAAAAGAAGCCAAACAAAAAUACACAGAUCACCUGCAGUCUUACGUCAUUUACUCUUUGGGGCAGCCUCUUGAAAAAUUAAAUCAUUUCUUUGAAGGCGUUGAAGCUCGUGUAGCACAAGGUAUAAGAGAGGAAGAAGUAAGCUAUCAACUUGCAUUUAACAAACAAGAACUUCGUAAAGUUAUUAAAGAGUAUCCUGGAAAGGAAGUGAAAAAAGGUCUAGAUAACCUCUACAAGAAGGUCGAUAAACAUUUAUGUGAAGAGGAGAAUUUACUUCAGGUGGUCUGGCACUCCAUGCAGGAUGAAUUUAUACGCCAGUACAAGCACUUUGAAGGUUUGAUAGCUCGAUGUUAUCCUGGAUCUGGUGUUACAAUGGAAUUCACUAUUCAGGACAUUCUAGAUUAUUGCUCCAGCAUUGCACAGUCUCACUAAACUUUAUGAAAGAAGAGAAGAUAAAUGAAGAAACCACUCUGAGUAUACUAGACACUAUCGAAAAUAUCAGCAACUGUUUUGAGAACCCAGACUUGAAAUUUUAUGUAUUUAAAUGUCAAAUAAAUGGAUAACACCAUACUACACAUAUUCAAGAGCAAAAAGUAUCAACUUAUAUAACAGUUUUAUUUAAUCAAUAGGAUGUGUGCUAACUUAAAGCAUUUAUCUUAUAAAAUGCCUUUAGCAUUUUUUCUAUGACAGAACAAUUUUCCUUUAUUGCCUAGCUUCUUGUAUUUGUGAGUGGUUAUUCUAUGAGUAAUGCAUUGGGAGUUUUCAGCUUCCACUAAAAUCAUGUAACUACUAAACAUUGUACAGAACUUUUUCCCUCUUUCUAUAGGUAUAUGAUAAGGGAUCUUGUAGUGAUCAGUUAUAAGCACAGAUUUUGAAAAUUAUGUGAACAUGUGGUAAUGACUCUGAAAUAAAGAAAUUUUCAAAAAAGUUGAAGUUUGGUAUUAUUAGAUCUGUUACAUGCUUAAAAGAUCAUUACUCAAAAAAGUUCUUACAUGUUCAUCUAUAUAUAUAAAAGGCUAAGUGACCGAAUAUACGUCCAUCCAACUGGCCAGUACAUAUGAUUUGCACUGGCAAUUUUUU
Messenger RNA from Myotis daubentonii (Daubenton's bat), 3521 nucleotides. RefSeq names its product exocyst complex component 1 (gene EXOC1). Gene Ontology annotation, molecular function: phosphatidylinositol-4,5-bisphosphate binding. The record is from RefSeq and is a predicted model, not a curated record. NCBI's taxonomy places the organism in Eukaryota, Metazoa, Chordata, Mammalia, Chiroptera, Vespertilionidae. Gene Ontology annotation, biological process: Golgi to plasma membrane transport; exocytosis. Gene Ontology annotation, cellular component: plasma membrane; exocyst.